AUGCAGUGGUGGCAGCUCAUGGUCAGACGUGCCACUGUGGCUUCCUUCCUCAUCAGUGUGACUCUGCUCUACUGUCUUUCUACUCUGCAGAUCAACUUCAGUCCACCAGAUUCUUCAUUACCAAGCUCCAAAAACAGCAUGCAGUGGUGGCAGCUCAUGGUGAGACGUGCCACUGUGGCUUUCUUCCUCAUCAGUGUGACUCUGCUCUACUGUCUUUCUACUCUGCAGAUCAACUUCAGUCCACCAGAGCUGCCAGUGCCUCACUCCUGUGCUCCCCAACCAGGCGAACACAGCACUCAGUCAACCAUAAAUGGCUCACAGCAAGACAGUAACAUCUGUGCACCUAAAGUGGACAUCAUGUUUAUGAAGACCCAUAAAACGGCAAGCAGCACCUUCCUCAACAUCCUUUUCCGCUUUGGAGAAAAGCACAAACUCAAAUUUGCCUUCCCCAACAGCAGAAACGACUUCUUCUACCCUUCACCUUUUCAGCACACACAUGUUCAAGGCUAUAAAUCUGGAAUGUGUUUUAACAUUUUGUGUAAUCACAUGCGUUUCAAUGCACCUGAGGUGGCCAAAGUGCUGCCGAGAGACACUUUCUACAUCACGAUCCUACGAGAUCCCGCAGAGCUCUUUGAGUCAUCUUUCCAUUACUUUGGUCAUGUUGUUCCUCUGACCUGGAGGAUACCAGGUAAAGAUAAAAUGGCCGAGUUCCUGCGUGAUCCGAACCUCUACUUUAGCCCAGAUGGAUUCAACGCCUUCUAUCUGAAGAACCUGCUCUUCUUUGACUUUGGGCAGGACAACACCCUGGAUCCAGAUGACCCCCGUGUUGAGGAGGGCAUCAGGCUCAUUGAUGAGCGUUUUCACUUGGUCAUGAUAAUGGAGCACUUUGAGGAAUCACUCAUCCUGCUCAAGGACUCCCUCUGCUGGGAGAUGGAUGACCUCCUCUUCUUCAAGCUCAACUCCCGCGAGGAAUCCACUGUAUCCAAACUGAGCCCAGAGCUGAGGGCAAAGGCCUUGCAGUGGAACAGUGUUGACUGGAAGCUUUACAAACAUUUUAACUUGACCUUCUGGGAGAAAGUGGAGGCUUAUGGAAGAGAGCGUAUGGCAAAGGACAUCGCAGAGCUCAGGAGGAGGAAUGCAGAGAUGGUGGAGAUCUGCAUUGAGGGAGGUCACUCUGUCGCAGCAGGAAGCAUUCAUGAGGAGGCCAUGCAGCCAUGGCAGCCCAUUGGAGAAAAGUCCAUCGUGGGAUACAACAUGAAUAAAAAUGUAGACAAAGCCUAUCAGGAGUUGUGUCAAAAGAUGUUAACCCCAGAAAUUCAAUAUCUGACAGACUUGGGGGUUAACCUGUGGCUCACUAAGCUGUGGGGACAUGUGAGGAAUAUCAUUAACUGGUGAUGAGACACAAGGUUUUACAUUUACUCAUCUGGCAUACACUUUUAUCCAAAGCGACUUACAAGUGAGGCAACUUAGGGUUCAGUGUCAUGCUCAAGGACACUUUGACACAUGGACACAAGAAGCUGGGGACUGACUGAAAAGUGAAUAUUUUAAAUAGUGAUUUUUUCAGAAUUCCACAUUAUUUUCUGUAUUUACUUUUGCUCUAAAUUACAAUGACACUUUUUAUUGUCUGGCAUAAGAAGUAAUUAUAUAUUACAUGCUAUGUAAUGUAAUUAUUCGAGUCUAUCAUAUAGUCAUUCACUUGCAAAGCGACAGUGAAAGUAGUUCUUAGUACCAUCUACAGGGGAGGAAAGUAAUAGCAUUUGCAGUUUUGGCACUCAUGCCACCUCCUGGCAAUGUGCUUUAUAAAUGCUUUUUUAAUUUAUU
Molecule: messenger RNA, 1821 nt
Organism: Toxotes jaculatrix (banded archerfish)
Lineage: Eukaryota; Metazoa; Chordata; Actinopteri; Toxotidae
Product: galactosylceramide sulfotransferase-like
Exons: 3
Coding region: 1-1395 (464 amino acids)
Biological process (GO): galactosylceramide biosynthetic process; myelination
Cellular component (GO): membrane
Molecular function (GO): galactosylceramide sulfotransferase activity
Source: RefSeq, a predicted model, not a curated record